Molecule: messenger RNA, 1734 nt
Organism: Drosophila serrata
Lineage: Eukaryota; Metazoa; Arthropoda; Insecta; Diptera; Drosophilidae
Product: casein kinase I
Biological process (GO): protein phosphorylation
Molecular function (GO): ATP binding; protein kinase activity
Source: RefSeq, a predicted model, not a curated record
AUCUGGGUAAUUUCAUUCACACACAACAUCAAGCUCAUACAAUAGAGCCUCGUCUACAUUUCUCUCCCCUGUGUGCUUGGAGAUUUGAAGAGCACACACUGGAAAGCAUGGCAGAUGCGGACAAGGGCCAUGCCAAGGUUAAGGGCCGUCCACACUGCCAUCCAGAUACCCACAAGCCACAUGUCCGCAAAGAGCAACCAUUACCAGAGUCUUCGCCGGCAGCCACCAAGCCGCAGCCCACCAGGAACCACCACCAACGUCAGCGUCGGAAUGGUCGACCAUCGUCCAGUCGAUAUGUGGGAGCGUCGUCUUCUACCCAGCCGCUGCCAAACAUUGUGGUUGCCGGAAAGUACCGCCUGCUGAGUCGCAUCGGUCAAGGUUCCUUCGGCGAAUUAUACCGUGCCGAGGGCCUCAAGUAUGGUGAGCUGGUGGCCGUCAAACUGGAGAGGGCCGCGGUCAAGCACCCGCUGCUGGCCCGCGAGGCCAAGAUCUAUGGUAUCCUUCAGGGCGGAGUGGGUAUACCCCACAUGAGGCACUAUGGCACCGAGGGGGAGUUUAACGUCAUGGUACUCGAUCUGCUGGGGCCAACGUUGGAGGAUAUGCUUAACUUGUGCUCCCGCACCUUCAGCAUGAAGACCAUCCUGAUGCUAGCCGAUCAGAUCCUAAUCCGUGUGGAGUAUUUGCAUCUAAAGUGUUUCGUCCAUCGGGAUAUUAAGCCAGAUAACUUUCUGCUGGGCCGAGGCCGCCACACCACUCAGGUCUUCAUGAUUGACUUUGGUCUGGCCAAGAAGUACUUCAGCCAGAGCACCCAGCUGCACAUUGACUACACCGAGAAUAAGGAGCUGGUGGGCACGGCCCGCUAUGCCAGCGUUCGGGCUCACUAUGCGGAGCAGAGUCGUCGGGAUGAUCUGGAGAGUGUGGGCUACCUGCUGCUCUACUUCCGACGCGGACGCCUUCCUUGGCAAGGCAUCCGGGCGGCGUCCGAGGUUCAGAAGUACGAGCGGAUCGCCGAGUGCAAGGCCUCUGUUCCGAUCGAUGUCCUCUGCUCUGGACUGCCCAUGGAGUUCUUUCUAUACCUAAAGUACUGCCGGAAUUUACCUUUCGAGCAGAAGCCCGACUAUAUCUUUCUGCGUCAGCUGUUCAAGACUGUCUUUCGGAAUCAGUACAAGAGAUUCGAUUUCCAAUACGAUUGGGACCUAAAGCGCAACAAGCAGGGUCACUACCCGAAGCAGGUUGAUACCCGGGGUCAGAGGGCCAGAGAGGGUCAUCGCAAUGGAGACACAGAUCGAGACCGAGACCGGAAAGUGGACAAGGGCAGAAGGGAUAUGACUGGGAAAAGGAACCACGAGCGGGAUCGCGAUAGGGAGCAAGAUCGGAAUCUGGUCACUGAACGCUAUGGGCACCGGACUAGGGAUCAGGGCCGCGCAGGCUACACCCACAGGGAGCGGGGCCGUGAAAGAGAUCGCAAUCGAGAUCGUCAGAGGGAGCGAUACCCUCAGGAUAGGACUCACGCCUGUUCCUGCAGUUCCUGUUCGUUUUACCGUCAUCAUCGCCCACGUGACCGCCAACAAGGCCAUGCGACGGAGCGCAGGAGGAGUGCCCGGGAUGAGCCACCGUCAUCCCAUCGGCACUUACCGCCUUGCCUUUAAUAUUAUGACGUUCGCACAUGUGCCGGUUUCCGUGUGUUUUGUUAAUUAACUGCUGGGCAACUAUAUUUAGCAUGACUUAACCGUU